Meloidogyne enterolobii is the source of this 199-nucleotide messenger RNA. The record is from the annotation of a GenBank genome assembly. Lineage: Eukaryota; Metazoa; Nematoda; Chromadorea; Rhabditida; Meloidogynidae.
GACUCCAUUGCUGUUGAUGGUGGUUGUGGUGUGCUCAACUCAACGAUGUGCUCAGCAAGAAGAUGGCUCCCUGGCAGAAUGGGAGCAAGGACAGAUGCAACUCCAGCCUGGUGGACGCCAACAUGGUGGUGCUGUUGGUGGACCUGCUACUUGUGGAGGGGUUAAAUGGAGGCCUGUUCUUGGCCUGAUGACCUGCUAG